AUGUUUAUGACAACCGCACGUCUCAAAGCGCUAUUUCGAAAGGGGGUGAAGAGACAACGAACGAAUAAUGCAGUACCGACGAGCAGGCUCUUUCGAGCUGAACGGACUCCAUUCAUAAGUACAGGAUGUCAAGGGUCAGGCUACAUGCUACAUCAUCAGUUAUUCAGUAAUUGUUUUAAUGAGUUCCGACCCAACGUCAGCAAACUACCGGACUGCGUAAUGAUGGUGAUUUUGAGCACGAAAAUAGCGACCGGAAAAAUGGCAAUAAAUCGAUUACUGCUAAAUUUUGUCGCAAAAGCCGGAUAA
This is a messenger RNA of Loa loa (African eye worm), 306 nucleotides long. RefSeq lists its product as hypothetical. Bases 1 to 306 code for a protein of 101 amino acids. The transcript is spliced from 2 exons. The record is from RefSeq and is a predicted model, not a curated record. Lineage: Eukaryota; Metazoa; Nematoda; Chromadorea; Rhabditida; Onchocercidae.